Rattus norvegicus (Norway rat) is the source of this 11280-nucleotide messenger RNA. Lineage: Eukaryota; Metazoa; Chordata; Mammalia; Rodentia; Muridae. The record is from RefSeq and is a predicted model, not a curated record.
UUCUGUAUUUAGGUCCAGCCUGUUUUAUAUAGGAAAAGAAAAUGGCAACAAAGAAAUUAAGGACAUUUUCCUGGGUAAGUCACACCCAUGUGUAGAAUAAUUACCAGUAUUGUAGUAAAUUCACCUUAUAAUAAUAAAAAUCACACCCAAGGUAGGGUUUAACAUUAUAUUGAGACAUGUCUUACAGUAAGAAGUGAGUGCAGGCUCAGAUGAACUUUACCUGUAUAUUCAAUGGUUCCAAGAACUAGGUCCUUUCCACUUGGGAAAAACUGUAAAAAAAAAAAAAUCUUUAUUUCUUUUUCUCUCAUUUCAGACAGCUUUUGAGACAUUUCCUUUGACGUGCUUUCUCCCUUGAACUGGAUCAUAAGACUAAAAGACCUUGUUUCUGUGAACCGCGUCUUUGUCUGAUGCUUCUGAUAAGAGAGCAUAAGAACCCUGAGAUAGGGUUUAAACUCAAAACCCAGACAUCUGCUAAAAGAGGACUGUGAAUAUCUAAUCAAAAGAUUUUCACAGCAUGAUGGCCGUUAUCUCCAAUCCCAGCACUAGGGAGCAUCGAGGAAGACAGGAGGAUCACAAGAUCAAGGCAGGAUCAGGUAAAUGUCUUUAAAACCAAAAGAAGAAGUUUAAGAAAGAAAAAAACGAAGAAAGGAAGGAAGAAAGAAGGAAGGAAGGAAGAAAGAAAGAAAGGACGAAAGAGAGAGAAAGAAAGAAAGGAACAAAGAAGGAAAGGAAGGAAGAAAGGGGGAAUAAAGAAGUGUGGUUUGUUGCUUAUUUUCAUCAAAGUAUGCUUAUAACAUUUAUUUUUUCUAAUCAGCAGUGUGCUGGGAAAUGCAAGUUAUUUAUAUCAGAGGCUGUUAGCAUUUUAUCACUUUUGGCUUUUCUCUUUUAUGGUGGUUGUGGAGACUGCAGGAGAUUCUAGUCUUUUUUUUUCCCUAGCAGUUCUGGCACAAUUAGAGGGUAUUUUAUCAUCUGGACCCCUGUCUCCGUCUUCAGUGGUAUCGUCCGCAUGAACCAAUACUGUUUUAACCUGACUUUACCCCCUCAUCCCAGUGGUAGCUUCAAGGAGAGGAUUGUAACACCUUGACUCCUACCUGCACUUGCUCCAUUUGCCUCCCUUUUAGAUUAUGAUACACCUCGGUGCCCGUGGUUAAGGGGAUUCGUUUUGCUUCGCUAAACUCUGCACAUGCACAGACCCACAGAGUGCAGUGUUCUUCUGGCAGCUUGCCUCCAGGAGAGAUGCCUCUACCCCACCGCCCUCUCUUGCCCCGCCUUCUGUGACCAGCACGUUGUACGGAAUGGGUGUCUAGAUGGCGGCCCUCACAAAGAACUGUCUUGGCACCGCCAUGCUGGUCUCCUGACAGCAUUACCCACAGCCAAAGUCUCUGCAGAUCCUUCACUGCACCUUGUUCAGUAGCCAUUGAACCUCACACCUUACUAGAGGUGCAGAAUCUUAUACACUCUUCAGCUUUGGAAGAAGGGGUUGAAGCCCCAGGUGAACAUGCCAUCGAAUGAGAAAUCACCUCAGAGAUUUCCUGCUUUGAUUCCAGAAGAACCUGGCAGAUCAAUUGAGGGCUCUGUGUCAUUUGAAAAUGUGGCUGUGGAUUUCACCCGACAGGAGUGGCACAGACUGGACCCUACCCAGAGGAUUAUGCACAAGGAUGUGAUGCUGGAGACCUAUAGUCACUUGGCAUCAGUAGGCUUCUGCAUUGCCAAACCAGACAUGAUCUUCAAGUUGGAGCAGGGAGAAGAACUGUGGCUAUUAGAAGAGGAAUCCUCAGGCCGGGCUUACUCAGGACCUGUGUCUUUGCUGUGUGGCAACAGUUCAACUGAGAGUAAUGCCCUUGUGCCAGAGAACAACAUUUUUCAGCAUCAGAGUAUUCAAACUGUGAAUAGAAAUUUUUUUUAUAAUAGAUGUGAGGAAGAUUUCCAUGAGGAAAAAGGCUUUGUUCAACAUCAAAGGAUUCCCACCAGAGAUAAAACCUUUGGAUAUCAUGAAUGUGGAAAAGUGUACUGCAGGAAAUCUAACCUUGUUGAGCACCUGCGAACCCACAUGGGAGAGAGACCCUAUGAGUGUGGUGAAUGUGCAAAGACCUUCAGUGCAAGAUCCCACUUCAUUGCUCAUCAGAAAACUGAUGAAUGUCAUGAAUGUGGGAAAUCUUUUGGCAGAAAGUCACAACUCAUUCUACACUGCAGAACACACACGGGAGAGAGGCCCUACAAAUGUACUGAAUGUGGGAAAACCUUUUCUGAGAAGGCAACUCUCACAAUCCACCAGAGGACUCACACUGGUGAGAGGCCUUAUAAAUGCAAUGAAUGUGGUAAGACAUUUUGUGUCAAGAUAUCCCUCACCCAACACCUCAGAACUCACACGGGGAAGAAACCCUAUGAAUGUGGGGACUGUGGGAAAAACUUCCAUGCCAAGAAAUCCCUAAACCAGCAUCAAAGGAUUCACACAGGUGAGAAGCCCUAUGAGUGUGGAGACUGUGGGAAAUUCUUUUGAAUCAAAAUGACUCUCAAUAAUCAUCGGAGAACCCACACAGGGGAAAAGCCCUAUCAUUGUAGUGACUGUGGGAAAGCUUUCCGGGUACACUCAUCUCUGGGAAUCCAUCAGAGAAUCCAUCCUGGAGAGAAGCCCUAUGGAUGUAAUGAAUGUGGGAAUGCUUUCUAUGUGAAAGCCCGGCUCAUUGAACAUCAACGUGUGCAUUCAGGAGAGAAACCCUAUGAAUGAAAUGACUGUGGAAAGAUCUUUAGCAUGAAAAAAUCCCUUCGUCAACACAGGAGAACUCACACUGGUGAGAAGGCUUAUGAAUGCCAUGAGUGUGGGAAUGCCUUUUAUGUGAAAGUGCGCCUCUUUGAGCAUCAGCGAAUUCAUACAGGAGAAAGGCCUUUUGAAUGUCGGAAAUGUGGAAAGGGCUUCUGUCGGAAAGCCCACCUCACAGAACACCAGAGAACACAUUUGGGCCAAUCCUUGCUCUGUGCAUUGGAGAAAAGUUCUUGACAAUUCCCUCGAUCCCCACAACUGGGUCAAGCCCCCAGGGGCAUCUAAUGAAGCAGAACAUUCAAUGCACAUUUGCCACAGUAUGGUACUUAGACUCAUAUUAAAAUGUGUCUUGAUCUCUUUAUGCCAAUAUUCCAUCUCAUUAUUGUUUACUUUUUUUUGAGACAGUUUGUAGGCCAGGUUGGCCUUGAACUUUUGCCUUGGUCUCCUGGUACUUUGAUAAAGGUAGGCAGUUUGCCUGGCUGGUUUCAUUUAUAUGUCUCUAUUUAGUGAUGAAGUCAAACACAUUGUCUGAUAAUUAGCUAUCUCAAUAUUUUUCUAAUGUGUACUGACUGCUCAGAUUCUUUACUGUUUCCUAAUGAGAUGUUUAUCUUUUAUAUUCUGAUUUAAAUAUUAUCACAGUCUGGUUUAAAUGUUGUCAUUGUUGUUACUGCUUUAUAUGUAAGCAAUAUAAAGCUAUUCAUUCAUAUGUUACAAUAUCUUCUCUCAGACUAUAGCUGGUUCUUUAAGUUUGCUAACUUUUUUCUUGUACUGUACUGAACUUUUAUGUUUCACAUAUUGUCUGUUUCAAGGUGAUGAUAUUUAUGUAUACUUUCCUCAAAAGUUAAGAUUGUUUUUAAACAUUUUAAAUUUGAAUCUACUGUGAAAUAUUUUUGAUAUCAUAUGGAGCCUACAAUGUAUAAUACUAUACUGUUAAAUUUUACAGAAAUGGUGUCACACUGUAGGUAAAAUCUUGGUAGUUGUUUUGUUUUCAAGUGUCGUUAGCUUCCUAAGAUCUGUCCCUGUUGGUAGUUAACUACAGGUCUUGUGCCAGUUAUUAAGCUAUUCUGUUCUUACUGUAAGCCUACUCUACUAGAUUGUACUUUGUGACUCUUAAAACAUUCUGCCUUGUCAGCUGCUCCCAACUGGAAUUUGGCUAAUAAGAAACUAUAUAUAGCUGGGUAGUAGUGGUGCAGACCUUUAAUCCCAGCAUGUGGGAGGCAGAGUCUGGUAGAUCUCUAGUUCAAGGCCAGCCUUGUCUACAGACCAAUUUCCAGGACAGCCAAGGCUACACAGAGAAACCGUCUCUAAAGGAAAAAAGAUACUAGAUAUAUGGUUUAGGCUAAAGAUGAAGGGACUUAAUCUUUUCUCAUUCUCAUGACUUCCUUGUUCAUCCAAAUGUCUUUCCAACAUCACUUCUACACAGUGAUAGUAGAGUCCUGUUGGCAGUUUCAUUAGAUGUUCAAUCCUUGAAAGAACCAGCCUUGUGGUAUUUCGACUUCUUGAGAUAAGGGUCAGCUGGCUGAUGUCACCUCCUUAAGGCUUCAAGCCCUAUCAUGUGCAACCCCUCCCAUGCCCUUCUAAUUAUUUUUUAUUAAAAAUGGGAAUCUUCAUUAUAUAACCCAGGCUUACUUAGAGCUCACAAUCUUCUUAUAACCAUCUCUCUUCCACAUCUUGGUAUCACAAGCUUGUUCCUUUUACUUUUAAAUAAUUCUGAGUUCAUUCUUUGUUACUGAUAAGUGAUGCUAGGCUGGAAGAAAGUGAAAGUAAAGGUCCUCUGCAGUGUCUACUUUCCAGGCACCAGUUCAGACAUUAGAACAUGCUGGCUCCCUCUGUUAAAAUGUCAUGGUCACUGGUUAGUAAUUGCCUGGUAGCUGAGGAAUUAAAAAAAAAUUUUUUGAGACAGGGUCUCAGUAUGUAGCCCUGGCUGGUCUGAAACUCAUGAUAUAGACCAAGCUUUACUUGAACUCAUAGAGAUUAUAAUAAAAAAUUUCUAAGGUAUUUGUCAUUCAUUUUCAAGCACUGGCUUUCCACUUGUAUACAAAACAUCAAUGAGCAUGGCCUUUCAACAACGGAUAACAAUCCAUCACCUGCUUGUAAUGAAUUGCAAAGCUAAGGGUGAACCAGUGACAGGCAGGGGCUUUAAACUGUUCCAAAGCUAAUAAAACCAAAAGGUAGGCAGACAGCAACAGAUAUCAUUUAUUCCUUCUUUAUCUAAAGAUAAGGAAACUAGAAGGGACACUGGCAAUAAAUGCAGGUAGUUUUUAUUUUAGAAAUAUCAUGAAUUCUAGGUGGCCCAAAGCAACUCUUAGCUGACUAUAAGGUUAACCCAAGUGACAUUAAGGUCAAACAUUUUCUCCUUGGUUGGCCCCAAAGGGUAGAGCUCACUGCCUUCAUGUCCAAGAUCCAUGUCAUCUUUAAAGGAUGCCUUUUCAAUAAAACUACAAAGAACAAAGUGUUACUAAGCAGUUUGGCCCUUAAACCUGAUGCCUUGGUUUGCAUGUAUUUAAAAAGAAACUAGAUCCUGUAGGCAUAAUUUUUUUGCAACCUACUUUUAGUAAGUGUUCACCCUCUCCUCUAGUCUACCACCCAUCAGAGGUAGGGGAAGAGAAAAGUUAUUAGGAUAUGGGGAAAGUGGACCUAUUUAGCAAUAGUUCUUUGGGGGUGAGCUCAAUCAUUUUUGUCAGCAGUUCAGUACAGUAGCAAACACCAAAUAUGAAUCAGCAGCUGCAAUUCAGUCCUCUUGGCAGGCAGAUGCCACACACAAACCAGCAAUUGGAGCCAUUCUUCUUGGCAGUCAGACACACACACCAGCAGCUGCAGUUCAAGCCUGAAGAAACCACAAGGCUCACUAGCCAGCCCAAGGUGGCUGAAGGGGGAAACUACCUGCAGGAACCUCACGAGGAGCAAUUCUUUGGCAAGUUUCUCUCAAUAGGCACAUUACCACAAACAGAGCUCAACAAUGCUAUGUAAGGUGAACCAAUACAUGUGUGUCCUUAACGAAGAAUAGCAAACCAAAACAAAGCUCAGUUCCCAGUGUCUGUGGGGUCAUAUUUAUACUCCUUCAACAUGGGUCCUUUCAUAUGUCUAUUGCAGCAUCCUUUCACCUGUGUCUGCUUCAGGAAAACAUUCUUUCACUUGUUUGCUUUAACAACACAUCCUUUCACCUAUGUACCCCAGCAAAACAUUUGACAUAAUGGACUUUCCAAACAAACCAGAAGUUUCCACUUCAAGAGACUGUAAAGGAAACAGAUUUAAUCAAUGUUUGAGCAAAUCCCAAAACAAGAAAGACCCCUACUUUCCCUCUACCAUUCCUCUACCAUUACUGUAGUUUUGUAAAAGAAAUGAAACAAAAGCUAGAAAAUAUGCACAUGUUAAAUGUGAGAUAAGCUCUCAGAACUUGAUGAAAUCACUUCCUCAAAGUAAAGUUCCUCCUCUGGCAUUUGGGUGCCAGUGCCUUUGAGUCUUAAACUUCUCUCAGCAUGGGGCUCUUGGGGGUCCACUGUUUUAGGAUCCUUGUUUUCAAAGCAGGAGGGAAGGGCACACAUUUUUUUCCCAUCUUUAUUAACUUGAGUAUUCCUUAUUUACAUUUCAAUUGUUAUUCCCUUUCCCGGUUUCCAGGCCAACAUCCCCCUAACCCCUUCCCAUCCUCCCCCCAUUACCGCCCUCCCCCCAACAAUCACGUUCACUGGGGGUUCAGUCUUGGCAGGACCAAGAGCUUCCCCUUCCACUGGUGCUCUUACUAGGUUAUUCAUUGCUACCUAUGAGGUCAGAGUCCAGGGUCAGUCCAUGUAUAGUCUUUAGGUAGUGGCUUAGUCCCUGGAAGCUCUGGUUGCUUGGCAUUGUUGUUCAUAUGGGGUCUCGAGCCCCUUCAAGCUCUUCCAGUCCUUUCUCUAAUUCCUUCAACGGGGGUCCCGUUCUCAGUUCAGUGGUUUGCUGCUGGCAUUUGCCUAUGUAUUUCUGUAUUCUGGCUGUGUCUCUCAGGAGUGAUCUACAUCCGGUUCCUGUCGGCCUGCACUUCUUUGCUUCAUCCAUCUUGUCUAAUUGGGUGGCUGUAUAUGUAUGGGCCACAUGGGGGCAGGCUCUGAAUGGGUGUUCCUUCUGCCUCUGUUCUAAACUUUGCCUCCCUAUUCCCUGCCAAGGGUAUUCUUGUUCCCCUUUUAAAGAAGGAAUGAAGCAUUCGCAUUUUGGUCAUCCCUCUUACAUCUAGGGUAAUUCAAGCAUUUGGGCUAAUAUCCACUUAUCAAUGAGUGCAUAACAUGUAUGUCUUUCUGUGAUUGGGUGACCCAUCCAGCAGGUCCAGUUAUUAAGGGUUUCGAAGGGGUGUUACCCUUGAGCCAAUGGGGGGCGAGAGAAGAAGGAGACCAAGCAAGAUUCUAUUGUCAAGAUCUCGUUUAUUGGGAUGAAUGUUACAGCUUUUAAGGCUUUCAGGUAGGGGGAGUGACCUUUGUGAAACACGAAGGAGAAGGAGAUGAGGGUAUAGGCAGUGAUAGCUGGAGGCAAAGAGGUCAGGUGGUAGACGAUGAGGUCAGGCAGUGGAGACACCCGGUGUUGACUCAGGAGAUAACUGAUUUUUCCUUAGGCUGAAGCAUCCCGUGAAUGUUAUCUUCCUGUGCCGUAAAUUCAUGGGAGAGGCUUUUCUCCCACAAUCUCGAGGCUUUAUGGCAGUCAUCUUAGAGGAGUAUGUGUGGCCCAGAGUCACGUAACCACUUUGAGCUAUACAGUCACAAAACGGCCAGGCCCAAAUCCAAUACGGCUCCCUACAAUUGGGUUACCUCACUCAGGAUGAUGUUUUCCAGUUCCAUCCAUUUGCCUAUGAAUUUCAUAAAGUCAUCAUUUUUGAUAGCUGAGUAAUAUUCCAUUGUGUAGAUGUACCACAUUUUCUGUAUCCAUUCCUCUGUUGAACGGCAUCUGGGUUCUUUCCUCAGCUCCUUGACUAUUAUAAAUAAGGCUGCUAUGAACAUAGUGGAGCAUGUGUCUUUGUUAUAUGUUGGGGCAUGUUUUGGGUAUAUGCCCAAGAGAGGUAUAGCUGGGUCCUCAGGUAGUUCAAUGUCCAAUUUUCUGAGGAACCUCCAGACUGAUUUCCAGAGUGGUUGUACCAGUCUGCAAGCCCACCAACAAUGGAGGAGUGUUCCUCUUUCUCCACAUCCUUGCCAACAUUUGCUGUCACCUGAGUUUUUGAUCUUAGCCAUUCUCACUGGUGUGAGGUGAAGUCUCAGGGUUGUUUUGAUUUGCAUUUCCCUGAUGACUAAAGAUGUUGAACAUUUCUUGAGGUGUUUCUCAGCCAUUCGUCAUUCCUCAGCUGCAAAUUCUUUGUUUAGCUCUGAACUCCACUUUUAAUAGGGUUAUUUGUUUCCCUGCAGUCUAACUUCUUGAGCUCUUUGUAAAUUUUGGAUAUAAGCCCUCUAUUUGUUGUAGGAUUGAUAAAGAUCUUUUCCCAAUCUGUUGGUUGCUGUUUUGUCCUAACUACAGUGUCCUUUGCCUUAUAGAAGCUUUGCAGUUUUAUGAGAUGGUUGGGAGACUUUUAAUAACUUCUUCUAUUUCUUUUGGAGUUAUGGGGUUGUUUAAAUGGUUUAUCUGUUCCUGAUUUAACUUGGGUACCUGGUAUCUGUCUAGGAAAUUGUUCAUUCCCUGCAGAUUUUCAAGUUUUGUUGAAUGUAGGCUUUUGUAGUAGGAUCUGAUGAUUUUUUGAAUUUCCUCAGAUUCUGUAGUUAUGUCUCCCUUUUCACUUCUGAUUUUGUUAAUUUGGACACUCUCUUUGUGCUCUGGUUAGUCUGGCUAAGGGUUUAUCUAUCUUGUUGAUUUUCCCAAAGAACCAGCUUUUGGUUCUGUUCAUUCUUUCUAUGGUCCUUUUUGUUUCUACUUGGUUGAUUUCAGCUCUGAGUUUGAUUAUUUCCUGCCUUCUACUCUUCCUGGGUGUAUUUGCUUCUUUUUGUUCUAGAGCUUUUAGGUGUGCUGUCAAGCUGCUGAUAUAUGCUCUCUCCUGUUUCUUUCUGCAGGCAUUCAGAGCUAUGAGUUUUCCUCUUAGCACAGCUUUCAUUGUGUCCCCGAAGUUUGGGUAUGUUGUAUCUUCAUUUUCAUUAAAUUCUAAGAAGUCUUUAAUUUCUUUCUUUAUUUCUUCCUUGACCAGGUUAUCAUUGAAUAGAGCAUUAUUCAACUUCCCUGUAUAUGCGGGCAUUCUUUCCUUAUUAUUAUUGAAGCCCAGCUUUAUCCCGUGGUGGUCUGACAGGACACAUGCAAUUAUUUCUAUCUUUCUGUAUCUGUUGAGGCCUGUUUUAUGACUUAUUAUAUGGUCAAUUUUGGAGAAAGUACCAUGAGGUGGUGAGAAGAAGGCAUAUCCUUUUGUUUUAGGAUAGAAUAUUCUAUAAAUAUCUGUUAAAUCCAUUUGGUUCAUGACUUCUCUUAGUCUUUCUAUGUCUCUGUUUAAUUUCUGUUUCCAUGAUCUGUCCAUUGAUGAGAGUGAAGUGUUGAAAUCCCCUACUAUUAUUGUUUGAGGUGCAAUGUGUGUGUUGAGCUUUAGUAAGGUUUCUUUUAUGUAUGUAGGUGCCCUUGUAUUUGCAGCAUAGAUAUUUAGGAUUGAGAGUUCAUCUUGGUGGCUUUUUCCUUUGAAUAUGAAGUGUCUUUCCUUAUCUUUUUUGAUGUCUUUUGGUUGAAAAUUGAUUUUAUUCGAUAUUAGAAUGGCUACUCCAGCUUGCUUCUUCAGAACAUUUGCUUGAAAAAUUGUUUUCCAGCCUUUCACUCUGAAGUAGAGUCUGUCUUUGUCUCUGAGGUGUGUUUCCUGUAGGCAGCAAAAUGUUGGGUACUCACUGUGUAUCCAGUUUGUUAAUCUGUGUCUUUUUAUUGGGGAAUUGAGUCCAUUGAUGUUGAGAGAUAUUAAGUAAUAGUGAUUGUUGCUUCCUGUUAUAUUCGUAUUUGAAUGUGAGAUUAUGUUUCUGCUUGUCUUCUCUUUGUUUUGUUGCAGAACAAUUAGUUUCUUGCUUUUUCUAGGGCGUAGCUUGCCUCCUUGUGUUGGGCUUUACCAUUUAUUAUCCUUUGUAGCACUGGAUUUUUAAAAAGAUAUUGUGUAAAUUUGGUUUUGUCAAGGAAUAUCUUGGUUUCUCCAUCUAUGUUAAUUGAGAGCUUUGCUGGAUACAGUAACCUGGGCUGGCAUUUGUGUUCUCUUAGUGUCUGUAUGACAUCGGUCCAGGAUCUUCUGGUUUUCAUAGUCUCUGGUGAGAAGUCUCGUGUAAUUCUGAUAGGUCUGCAUUUAUAUGUUACUUGACCUCUUUCCCUUACUGCUUUUAAUAUUCAUUCUUUGUUUUGCAGAUUUGGUGUUUUGAGUAUUAUGUGACAGGAGGAGUUUUUUUUCCUGGUCCAGUCUAUAUGGAGUUCUGUAGGCUUCUUGUAUGUUUAUGGGCAUCUCUUUCUUUAGGUUAGGGAAGUUUUCUUGUAUGAUUUUGUUGAAGAUAUUUACUGGUCUUUUGAGUUGGGAGUCUUCACCCUCUUCUAUACCUAUUAUCCUUAGGUUUGAUCUUCUCAUUUUGUCCUGGAUUUCCUGUAUGUUUUGAACCAGUAGCUUUUUCCGCUUUACAUUAUCUUUGACCAUUGUGUCAAUCAAUGAUUUCUAUGGAAACUUCUGCUCCUGAUAUUCUCUCUUCUAUCUCUUGCAUUCUGUUGGUGAUGCUUGUAUCUACGGCUCCUUGUCUCUUCCUUUGGUUUUCUAUAUCCAGGGUUGUUUCCCUGUGUCCUUUCUUUAUUGCUUCUAUUUCAAUUUUUAAUUCCUUCAUCUGUUUGAUUGUGUUUUCCUGGAAUUCUUUCAGGGAUUUUUGCAUUUCCUCUCUAUAGGCCUCUGCUUGUUUAUUUGUGUUUUCUUGCAUUUCUCUAAGGGAAUUCUUUAUGUCUUUCUUGAAGUCCUCCAUCAUCAUGAUCAAAUGUGAUUUUAAAUCUAGAUCUUGCUUUUCUGGUGUAUUUGGAUAUUCAGUGUUUGCUUUGGUGGGAAAAUUGGGCUCCUAUGUUGCCAUGUAGUCUUGGCUUCUGUUGCUUGGGUUCCUGCGCUUGCCUCUCGCCAUCAGAUUAUCUCUAGUGUUACUUUGUUCUGCUAUUUCUGACAGUGGCUAGAGUGUCCUAUAGGCCUGUGUGUCAGGAGUGCUGUAGACCUGUUUUGCUGUUUUCUUUCAGCCUGUUAUGGGAACAGAGUGUUCUGCUUUCAUGUGUGUAGUCGUUCCUGUCUACUGGUCUUCAAGUGUUCCUGUGGGAGUGUGUACUGUGUCUGUCCACCAGGCAGGUCACUUGGAGCAGAAAAGUUGGUCUUACUGAGAACGGGACCCCCGUUGAAGGAAUCAGAGAAAGGACUGGAAGAGCUUGAAGGGGCUUGAGACCCCUUAUGAACAACAAUGCCAACCAACCAGAGCUUCCAGGGACUAAGCCACUACCCAAAGACUAUACAUGGAAUGACCUGGGCUCCAACCUCAUAGGCAGCAUUGAAUAUCCUCGUAAGAGUACCAGUGGAAGGGAAAGCCCUUGGUUCUGCCAAGACUGAAUAC